Molecule: messenger RNA, 3661 nt
Organism: Dermacentor andersoni
Lineage: Eukaryota; Metazoa; Arthropoda; Arachnida; Ixodida; Ixodidae
Product: organic cation transporter protein-like
Biological process (GO): transmembrane transport
Cellular component (GO): membrane
Molecular function (GO): transmembrane transporter activity
Source: RefSeq, a predicted model, not a curated record
UACCGUGUCGAGUGCCUGACGGGGACUUUGCGCGUGCGCUCCGAGAGCGCGACUGGGCAAGGGUGCCAGGUUAUUGAACGCCGGCGGACAUCUUCCCAUCUUCAAUAACGCAGCGUUGCACGCCGCGCGCGCUGCCACGUUCAUAAUCAGGAAACCUCAAUCACACGUGUCAGUCAGUCACCGAAGCUCUUCGCCGGCCCCUCCUGGAGAUAGUCAGGAGUGGUCGUUACGUUGCUCGUGUGCCCGCGCCGCUGCGUGUCCCCUUCGUGUUGUGGGUCUGCGCCCGUAUCUCUCUGCUCCGGCUACCUGUGGCUUCGAGGUUCUGGCCUGUGAUCUUUCAAGACUGCUCCCUUAAAAGGUGGCAACGGACACCCGAGACCGCUGAAUCAUGGAGUUUGAAGAUGUCCUCGAGAAACUCGGAGGCUACGGAAAGUUCCAAAAAAUGCUGGUGUGGGGAUACCUGGCCCCCGCUUCCAUCCUCAUGCCGGGGUACUUCAUGAGCCAGAUAUUCAUGCUGUCCACGCCCAAGCACACCUGCCAGCUGCCGGACUUUGUGCGCGACUCCUACAAUCUGACGGCCUCCGAAGCGCUCUUCCUAAGGAGUGCCCUUGUCAGCGAAGACAACUGCAGGGUGUUUCCGGCCACAGCGCUGAACUCGAGUUUGGUGAAACAAAUAUUGAACGGUGCUUACGGCGCAAAUGGGUCGUCGUGGCUCGCGACUGGCGGCAUCGAGUGGGAACCGUGCGAGAGGUUUGACUAUGACAGAACUUUCUACGACAACACCGCUUCGACUCAGUGGGACUUAGUCUGCGAACGCAGUCACCUGCCAAGUCUAGUGUUCACAAUUACAAGCAUAGGAAGCGCGCUGGGAACGAUUUUCUUCGGAACACUAUCAGAUAAGAUCGGCCGCCGGUUCGCCUUCUUCAUCACCGUGGUGGUGGCCACCGUGUUCGGCAUCGCGUCCAUCCUCGUGACCAACUUCGUCGCCUUCGUCGUCCUGAGGUUCGUCAACGCCACCAUCAUGCCGCAGAUAUUCCAGAUCCCGUACGUGAUACUGCUGGAGCUGGUGGGCACCAAGCAGCGCACGGCCAUGCUUGCCGUCGGCUGGAUGUCUUGGACCGCCGGCCUGUGCCUGCUGCCGCUGGCAGCUUUUCUGACCCGUGACUGGACAGUACUCGGUCUCAUGUGCUCUGCAGCAGCAGCGCUCAACGCUGUCUACUGGAAGCUGCUGCCGGAGUCUGCGCGGUGGCUUUUAUCGCGGGACCGUUUCAGUGAAGCCACCCGCGUGCUGACGCGCGUGGCGAAGACAAACGGCGUCUGCCCGCCAAAAAGCCUCGCCACCGAUUUGGAGCGGGUCCAGAAAAAACUUGCAGAGGAAGAAAAAGUGGCCAAGUCGUCUACUGCCGACCUCAUACGGAUCCCGAAAGUCCGUAGUAACUUUCUCAUCAUCACGCUCAGCUGGGUCGCCAACGCGGGCGCGUACUACGGCAUGAGCAUCAACGUGACCAACAUGAGCGGCAACGAGUUCGUCAACUUCUUCCUUCUGGCACUCGUCGAGUUCCCGGCCUGCGUGGUCGCCUGGUGGGCCAUGGAAAAACUGGGACGCCGAUGGAUGAACGUCUUCUUCCAGUUCAUGGUCAGCAUAUCAUGCAUCGCCUUCUGCCUCGUGCCCAAAGAGGCGCAAGUCACCGGCAUCGUCCUCGUGAUGUUGGCCAAGUUCUCCUGCACGGCGUCCGCAAUGGUCAUGUACCAGCAGGCGUCCGAAGUGAUGCCCACUCCUGUGCGCUCGUUUGCCCUCGGCGCAUCCUCGUCGGUCGCUUCGACGAUCACCAUCUGUAUGCCCUACAUCAUCUACCUUGGGAAGUACGGAGCCUGGAUCCCGUUUGCAGCAAUAGCCAUGCUCGCAACACUGGGAGGAGCAUUUUCAGUGUGGCUACCUGAAACACGAGGUUAUCCUCUGUACCAGAACAUGGAGGACGCGCAGAAGUUUGCGGAAAAACAAAAGUUCUUCUCUUUCAACAGGAGGACCAAGGACCGAUGCCCAACUGUAGAUAACCAAACAAACGAGAAAGAGAUGAAGUUGAUCUCGAACGGCUGCCCUCUUUGAAAAACUGUUAAAAAAACUGUGCCCACAUUGUGAACCUCGAGUUUUUCCCAAGUUACCUAAGCCAUGGACUGGAACCAUCAACGUCUCCUCCCUGCGCUGACAUAUUGUCGAGCGGCCAGCAGCUGUUGAACAGCGAUGUGCGGCUCCUUUACAGCUUGCCAGGCAUCCGUCCGGAUAUCUGGAUUAUGUGUAAACCGUCGGGCGGCAAGAGGAGAAGAGAAGGCAAAUUUCGUUACUACGUUUGCCAUUUUUAUUUCACACUGGCGUGAUUGAUUCGUGGAAAGCGAGUUGUUUUACUACAGCUUGCAUGUCCGCAAGUCACGUAGGUACGUUAAAGCGGUACGUAAAGUGUCUAGCAUGCCGCGGCUUUUUAAGUAGUCCAACAUAUGAUGUCCUCUCUGUACUACAACAACGUGCCUACUUGGGUCAAUUGGUACAUACUUAAGCUCUCUAAACUAGUAUUUUGUUUUUUAGUUCACAUUUGAUAGCGGUCCUGGAGUAUAUACGGCAAGAAUUGGAACGAACACAAGUAACUAAAAUGGUAUUCCAGUGAGCUAGUCAAUUCGCAGCUGAAGGAAUUGUAAUAGUUGGACGUGCGAGCAGAAGGUAACACGACAGUCAGACUACGGCUUUGCUCAUUAAUCACUAGAGUUGAAUUUCAAAGACCAUUUGAACCUUUUCUUUCCUCAACCGCAGGCUCAGCCAUAAAAACAAAGUUACGCUAACAAAAGACCAAGAAUCAGCAUUGGAACACAUCGAAGUCAUGCAACUGUACAGUGAGAAAGCUCCGCGCAACCCCGGUGUGUCCGCGAUGUUAAGGGGUCACUAAAAUAAAAUACAAUAUCAGCUUAGACUAAUCAAGUAUUCUUACAGAAGUACUUUCGUCAAUCUUGCGAGAAAAUGUUCGUUAUACUGGAGAGGAAAAUGAAGGUCAAACUACUACGUUUUGAAUUUCGCUCCGAAACCCCGAAGCUCGUACGUCAGUGUGACGUCACGGAUUUCGGAGUACAUUCCUGUAUUUGGGAUUUUUGCGGCGUGGUAAAAGCACUCGAAACUUCUUAAGUUCAGUAUUUCGCUCCUUUAGGAUAAUGUAUCGCCCGCCUAUGUUGAUAAAUAAUUAACUAGGCCCGAGCACGCAGACACCGUUAAAAUUCAUGACGUCACUCGAGACGGUGCCGUCACCUCAAGGCGACGGAGCCACCAGCUCGUAUUUGCGUGUUUUCUGGAUUAUCCAGCCUGCUCUCAAAGGUAGGGAUGGCUUUCCUUUGGUAUUGAUGCCACCCAAUUUACAAAUACAGGUCGACCUAUUAUUUUACCUCUUUAGUGCCCCUUAAGCACUCCUGUUCCACCAUACACCACCGCUCCGCCACUGUUCCAGCACGGUUUCGGAACAGCGCCGUACAAGCGCUGUUCUGUCAAAAAAGCGGGCGUGGAUGUUCGUCUGCUGUAGCUAUCAUCACAGGCAGCCCUGACUUCUCGCUCUUCCGGCUCGUUUUUUCACGAGCUCUGUAUACGACCGCAUGUGAUCUGUGAUUAAAAGGAGGUUGUCUUUCC